Molecule: messenger RNA, 1182 nt
Organism: Aspergillus tubingensis
Lineage: Eukaryota; Fungi; Ascomycota; Eurotiomycetes; Eurotiales; Aspergillaceae
Product: snoRNA-binding rRNA-processing protein UTP6
Exons: 2
Coding region: 1-1182 (393 amino acids)
Biological process (GO): maturation of SSU-rRNA from tricistronic rRNA transcript (SSU-rRNA, 5.8S rRNA, LSU-rRNA)
Cellular component (GO): small-subunit processome; Pwp2p-containing subcomplex of 90S preribosome
Molecular function (GO): protein binding; snoRNA binding
Source: RefSeq, a predicted model, not a curated record
AUGUCAGCUGCUACCGACAAGGCCCGCUUCUUUCUUGAGAAGUCGGUCCCUGAGCUCAAGGAGUUUGAGCGGAAGAAAAUCUUCUCUAAGGAGGAAAUCACAGCCAUCAUCAAGAAACGGUCCGAUUUUGAGCACAAGCUGAAUGCACGUGGCGCCCUGCCCGUUGACUUCGUCCGAUAUGCGCAAUACGAGAUGAACCUAGACACCCUGCGCCGGAAGAGGGUGAAGCGAUUGGGAAUCAGGUCGGCGGGAUACACUGGGCAGAGGCGCAUCUUUUUCAUCCUUGACCGCGCGACUCGCAAGUUUCAUGGAGAUGUGGGCUUGUGGGUGCAGUACCUCGAAUACGCAAAACAACAAAAAGCCUACAAAAAGGUCUCGAGCAUCCUUACAGACGCCUUGCGGUUACAUCCCGCCAAUGUCGAUUUGUGGCUAUACGCUGCGCAAUACGCUGUGGAUGAGCAUGCGGAUAUGACACAAUCUAGAGGUUACAUGCAGCGCGGAUUGCGCUUUUGCAAAAGUUCGAAGAAGCUGUGGCUCCACUAUGCAAAACUGGAAUUGAUAUAUAUCGCCAAGUUGGUUGCUCGACAGCGAAUCUUGGGUCUCGAUAAGCCGAUCGAAGCCCCGAAGCCAGCGGAGGAGGACAAUAUGGAUGCCGACAUGAUCGCUAUGCCCAAGAUUACUGGAGAAGAUAUCAACCCCGGUGCUGGAGAGGAUGGCGGUGUGGAUCAAGUCGCUUUGGACAACCUUGCCAACACCCCUGCCCUGACUGGUGCCAUCCCUCUCGCCAUUUUCGAUACGGCCAUGAAGAACUUCGAAAAUGACGACCGUUUCGGUCAUGAAUUCUACGAUAUGGCGGUCGAGUUCGACGACCUGCCCUGUCUGCACAAGAUUCUCGGCCAUGUGGUCGACGUGAUGCAGCAGAGCAAGCCCAACAGCCCCCAUACGCAAAUCUGCUACAUCAAAUUCCCCACCGCCGGACUCCAGGUCACUUCGCCCGAAUUCCCACGUGCGUUUAGCGCAUCAUUUGCCCGUAUCAAGGAGUAUCGGAAUAACCCCAACGUCGCCAAGGAGAUCAUCAGCUGGCUACAGCCCCUUGAGAAGACAGAAGGCGUGGAUGCGUCUCUCCAAAAGGCGAUUUCUGCGACUAUCCGUAACGCGGAACGCAUUGUACAGGAAGCAUAG